AUCGCUGCCGCAGCCGCCAGCGCGCGGGGGAUGACCUGGGGGUGGCUUUCGGAGCCGGCUGCCGCGCAGGAGGUCUGGAGGCUUAGUCAGCCCGGCGGAGAGUGAGCCAAGGCCUGAGUUUUGCUCUGGAAGUCUGUCCGUCCUUCUGUAAUUCGGAGCUAUGCAUUCAGAUCCUGGACCUUCAUGGAUGCAGCUGUUUCUCACUCUUAUGAUGCUGUGCUCUUCGGUGAGCUCAGACUUGGCACCUUAUUUUAUUUCCGAGCCCCUCUCUGCUAUCCAGAAACUUGGUGGACCUGUGGUACUUCAUUGUUCUGCCAAACCUGUGACCGCUCAUAUCUCAUGGUUGCAUGAUGGAAAAAGACUGGAUAGAAACACGGAACAUAUGCAGAUUCAUCGGGGGACUUUGACGAUUUCUUCCCUCAGCCCCCCCCUUUUGGGUUCCUACCAAUGCAUUGCCAACAACAGUGUCGGUGCAGUUGUGAGUGGCCCCGCAAAGGUAUCCACUGCAAUUCUUGGUGAUUUUGGUUCAUCCACAAACCAUGUUAUUACAGCAGAAGAAAAAAGUACUGGUUUUAUUGGCUGUAGGUUACCGGAGAGUAACCCCAAAGCUGAGGUGCGCUAUAAAAUCCGGGGAAAAUGGCUGAAACAUUCCACAGAGAAUUACUUGAUCCUUCCAUCAGGGAACCUUCAGAUUUUGAAUGUAUCCUUAGAGGACAAGGGAUCAUACAAAUGUGCAGUUUAUAAUCCUGUCACACAUGAAUUAAAAGUUGAACCUAUUGGCCACAAGCUGCUUGUUAGUCGCCUUUCUACAGAUAAUUUUCACAUACUUCACCCCACCCUUUCACAGGCAUGGGCUGUUCUUUCCCACAGUCCUGUGACCUUGGAAUGUGUGGUGAGUGGGGUCUCAGCUUCUCAGGUGCAUUGGCUGAAGAAUGGGCUGGCUGUUGCUCCCGGAGGCAGCUGGAGAAGGUUGUAUUCCCAUCUUGCCACAGACAGCAUUGACCCAGCGGACUCUGGAAACUAUUCUUGUGUGGUAGGAAAUGAGUCUGGAGACGUGAAACAAGUGACUUAUGUGAUUAAUGUACUUGAACAUGCUUCAAUUUCUAAAGGACUGCAGGACCAGAUUGUGCCUCUAGGUACCACAGUACACUUCACCUGUGAUGUUCGUGGGAACUCAGUCCCCAACCUUACCUGGUUCCAUAAUGCUCAGCCUGUUCAUCCUGCCCCACGACAUCUAACUGCAGGAAACAGGCUGAAAAUUAGUGGCAUCACUGCAGAAGAUAGUGGGCUGUAUCAGUGUGUAGCAGAUAACGGGAUUGGAUUUAUGCAGUCUACUGGAAGACUUGAAAUUCAAAAAGACAAUGAAUUCCAGCCAGUUAUAAUUACAGUGCCAGCUAGUGCAAAGGUGGCCGGUGGAGACUUUGUCACUUUGUCCUGCAAUGCCACAGGGGUGCCAGUGCCAGUCAUCCGCUGGUAUGACGCCUGUGGAUUGAUAUCCAGCUGUCCUUCUCAUGUCCUUAGAUCUAAAUCCCAGAAAUCACACUUAGUGGGACCAGGGGGCUCACACCUGGAGCCUGUCCCUGUCGCCCUGUCCUGGGCUGGUUCCAGCACUCUCUACAUUCAGGCUGUUGCCCAGGAGCAUGCUGGGAAGUAUGUGUGUGAGGCUGCGAAUGAGCAUGGCACUGCACGGUCUGAAGUGCUCCUUAUGGCUGUACCUUUUGAAGCAAAUACAAAACCAGAAGCAGUCACACCUUAUGACACCACUCAGAAUGAUGAGAGAGGUAGAAGAGAUGGUUUAGAAACUGGAUUAUUAAGCUCAGUUCCAGUGAAGACAUACUCCAGGGCAACAGGCUCGUCUUCUGAGAAGAGUGCUAGUGCCACCUCUGUCCCUGAUGCUCCCAUCAUACUGAGCCCCCCACAGACCCACACACCAGACACGUACAACCUGGUGUGGAGGGCAGGAAAGGAUGGUGAGCUGCCCAUCAAUGCCUAUUUUGUGAAGUAUCGAAAGCUGGACGAUGGGGCCGGUAUGGUGGGAAGCUGGCACACAGUUCGAGUCCCAGGAAGUGAAAACGAGCUUCACCUAACUGAACUGGAGCCGUCGAGUCUUUAUGAAGUCUUAAUGGUAGCAAGAAAUGCAGCUGGCGAAGGACAGCCUGCCAUGCUCACCUUUCGGACCAGCAAAGAGAAAACAGCAUCAUCAAAAAACACGCAGGUGUCCUCUCCACCUAUGGGCAUCCCUAAGCACCCUGCUGUUUCAGAGGCUGCAAACAGCAACUUUGGAGUGGUACUCACAGAUUCAUCCAGGUACAGUGGAGUUCCAGAGGCACCAGAUCGGCCUACUGUCUCCACAGCAUCAGAGACAUCAGUCUAUGUCACUUGGAUUCCACGGGCAAAUGGGGGCUCUCCAAUCACUGCCUUCAAGGUUGAAUACAAACGCAUGAGGACUAGUGCCUGGCUGGUGGCAGCUGAAGACAUUCCUCCUUCUAAACUUUCUGUGGAAGUUCGAAGUUUAGAACCAGGUUCAACAUACAAAUUUAGGGUCAUUGCCAUCAACCAUUAUGGUGAGAGUUUUCGGAGCUCAGCGUCUCGUCCUUACCAGGUGGCUGGGUUCCCCAACCGUUUCUCCAACCGUCCAAUAGCUGGGCCUCACAUUGCAUAUACAGAGGCCGUCAGUGACACUCAGAUCAUGCUAAAGUGGACAUACAUUCCAUCAAGUAACAAUAACACUCCUAUUCAAGGAUUUUAUAUCUAUUACCGACCAACAGAUAGUGACAAUGACAGUGAUUACAAGAGAGAUGUUGUAGAAGGUUCAAAGCAGUGGCACCUGAUUGGCCACUUGCAGCCAGAGACGUCCUAUGACAUUAAAAUGCAGUGCUUCAAUGAAGGAGGGGAGAGCGAGUUCAGCAAUGUGAUGAUCUGCGAGACCAAAGUGAAACGUGUUCCUGGAGCUUCUGAGUAUCCUGUCAAAGACUUGAGCACCCCUCCAAACUCCUCAGGAAGUGGAGGGAACGUUGGGCCUGCGACCAGCCCUGCCAGAGGCAGUGACAUGCUGUACCUGGUCGUGGGCUGUGUGCUCGGUGUCAUGGUCCUCAUUCUCAUGGCUUUCAUUGCCAUGUGCUUGUGGAGGAAUCGCCAGCAGAACACUAUACAGAAAUAUGACCCACCAAGAUAUCUCUACCAAGGGUCUGAUAUUAAUGGGCAGGUGGUGGAGUACACCGCUCUCUCGGGAGCAAACCGGAUAAAUGGGAAUGCUCAUGGAUGCUUCCUGAGCAGUGGUGGUCUCAGCAAUGGCUGCUCACAUCUGCACCGGAAGAUCGCAGGUGGGGUCAAUGGCCUUGUGAAUGCAAGCUUGAAUGGAGGACUUUACUCUGGGCACACCAACUCUGUAACCAGGACACACAUGGAUUUUGAACAUCCUCACCAUCUGGUAAAUGGUGGUGGAGUGUGCAUGGCAGUGCCUCCAAUGGACCCCCUGGAGUGUGUGAGCUGUCGCAACUGUCGGAACAACAACAGGUGUUUCACCAAAACCAAUGGCACUGUCAGCAGCAGCCCUCUUCCUACAGCCCCUGUGGCAGCAUCUUAUCCUCAGGAUGGUUUGGAAAUGAAGCCCCUCAGUCACGUGACGAUGUCUGUGUGCCUGGCGUCCACAGUCGCUGACUCUGGCCGUCUGCCUGAGGAGGGCAUUGAGGGCAGUGUGGCCCUAGCAUCUGCUCAGCACACUUGCUGUCAGGACAGUGUUACUGACGUUGACUCCGGCUGCACAGAAGGCACGGCAGAGCUGAGCAGAGGAGAUAGCUAUGUCCCUUUAGGGACAGAAGACAAAACUUUAUGUUGGAACCCUCUCAUUUUGCCACCUGUCUCCGAGGACUGUGCUGAGAAGAUGAUGUGUCCUCCUGGUGUUCUUUCAGACAGCUCAGCAGGGGCCCUUCAUUAGCCCCAGGAGACCUGAACACGUGCACACGACUCAGCUUGUCUCUCCUUCAAGCCAGCACCUGCGCAAAACAGGCCUAGGAUGAACUGUACGAAAGACCUUAAACCAAAUGAGAGAAAAACAUUAUUUAUUUUUUUGUAGUAGUGCUGUCAUCUGAAUGUUUCUUCAAAUGUGUGCCCCUCUUAUUUAUGCCUUAAAAUUUUUCUUCCCUAUUCCUUCCUCCCCCUCAGUAGGAAAUGACCUUGUUUUACAUAGUUUUAAGUCAUCUGGAGAGCAGAGAGAUCAUUCUGUGCUUUCUAGGAGCCUUGGUGACACCAAGCAUUCCUCACACAAAGGGUCUCAUCUGUUGGCUGAUUCCACCAGGAGGGAGUUACAGGGCUGUUUAAAGUUUACCACCAGGCAGGCUUUCUGAUGGAAAACUAACUGUUAAUACUGUGUUAUCAGGACAUUGUGAAAUCAACCACAGUUGUGACCUAAUGUUCAUAGUAGCAGAUCUGGCUGAUGAAUUUUAUGAGUGCCUUUCACAAAAGUGACAGUAUGACCUUUUACCUUUCUGUGCACGAGCACAAGUCAUGUCCAAACUUCUUGGCACUAGUUAUAAGCAGCAUUGUUGAUGUGGUUGGGUGAAAGAUCCUAUAUAAGCGUAUCACGAUUCUUUUCCCUGUGCCCAUGUAUUUUAUAAUAGAACUGCCAGUGAGAAUGUGCUUCUUUAUGCUGGUCACUAUACAGGAGCCACUUUCAGUAGAAUGUAGCAGAAUUACUGCAAUCUAGCUGAAUUAUUCCAGCCUGCAGAAAGAGAACCAAGGCCAAAGAGACAGAUAAUGCAUCAAUGUCCCACCACUUUAAAAUGACAUUAAUUCAUGAAGUACACACCAUCGGGCCCCUUUUGACUAUUUCUACGAGUAAGAACAAAUCAAGACUUUUUAAGUGGUGGCUUGAAGAGAAAGAUACACAAUUUUGGAAGAAAGAGAAGGGCUCUGAGGAGCCUGUCUUGCUGGAAGACCUUCAGUCUGUUACGUGAGUAUAGGGCAUGCUCCUGGCACCACAUUACCUAGAAAUAGCUAUUUUCUAACUUCCAAUGUGGGCAACAAUGGAAAGAUGUGAGUGUCAGAAGAGACUAAAUUGGGAAGAAUUUUAAUUGCUUGACAUUUUUCCCCCCAGAAUGUCAUUGAUAUAAACAGGCACUUAAAACUUGGAUCAUCAAGGCUCAUACAUCAUGGUCACUGUCCCUCUAGGUGACAGGGUCAUUUGCAGCUGUCUUAGGAAGGCUUUUCUUCACGUUAAACACAUACACACUAAAUGAGUUUCAUGGCCUGAGUCAAGCUUUAAUGCAUACUUGCCUCCUUCUGGGUUGUGUAGCCCUUUGAGGAAAGAAAUAGAAAAUUAUUCUCUGGCAGUUCCCGCAUAAAUGAAGACAUUUCACAGUUUCCCAGAAACUGCAGUGGCAUAGAAUAGCAUGCUGUGUUAAUCACCUUCUUAUAUAAGUGCAUCAGGAUUCUCUCCCCUGUGUCCAUGUAUUUUAUAAUAGAACUGCCAGUGAGAAUGUGCUUGUUUACACUGGUCACUGUGUAGGAGCCACUUCCUGUAGAGUCCCCAGACACAACUUCAUAGCUGGAUGUUAGAGGUGCCAUGGAAACAGCUUCUACAUCCCAGAUGUCUGUGCUUGUGGUGUCCUGGAUCAUGUUGUUUAGAUGCAGUUUGCUUUGGAGCAGGAUAACUGCAUUCCUUCUUCCUACACUAGCAAAGGACAAAGUCCUGCAUACAGAAUAUGAAAACAUACUCUGUUUGCCAGUCUUCUUACAGCAAUACUGUCACAAAGGGAGUUUUUGAAAACUGAAGCAUUAAUGUCUAUAGAUAGUCAUUUUCUUUCAGGAAACAGGUGUAUUAGCACGAGCCUUAGGUCAUAAACUGCUUUUAAAGAUUGAAUUUGAAUAUGGAGUUUGUCCACAAGGAAGAGAAAAUGGCUUUGCCUUCAGGACAGUCUCAUUGUGGAACUGCUUUAUUUAUAUUAUU
Molecule: messenger RNA, 5947 nt
Organism: Otolemur garnettii (small-eared galago)
Lineage: Eukaryota; Metazoa; Chordata; Mammalia; Primates; Galagidae
Gene: CDON
Product: cell adhesion associated, oncogene regulated
Exons: 20
Coding region: 161-3937 (1258 amino acids)
Biological process (GO): axon guidance; cell-cell adhesion; nervous system development
Cellular component (GO): axon; plasma membrane
Molecular function (GO): protein binding
Source: RefSeq, a predicted model, not a curated record